GGCUGUCCUUUGCUCUCAUCCCCAGGUGUGCUGUCUCUGCCUGCCUACUUUAGCCCAUACAACGACGGCUCCGUGUGCAGCGAUGGACGGGCUGAUGCCUACGCCCAGCUGGAACUCCGAACGUUAGAGCAGUCUCUGUUGGCAACUUGCGUUGGAAGCAUCUCUGAACUGAGUGAUUUGGUAUCGCGAGCAAUGCACCACAUGCAGUGCUUGAACACCAUCCGCCCAGGAAUGAGCCCCGUUCGGCAAACCCGGCAGCAACAACCCAUCUCCUGGUCUCCUGAUGCUCUCCACACCCUCUACUAUUUCCUACGUUGUCCUCAAAUGGAAUCCAUGGAGAACCCCAACCUUGACCCUCCAAGAAUGACCCUGAGCAAUGAACGACCCUUCAUGCUUCUGCCGCCGCUGAUGGAGUGGAUGAGAGUGGCCAUCACCUACGCUGAGCACCGGCGCAGCUUAACUGUGGACAGUGACGAUAUCAGGCAGACGGCCAGACUGCUCUUACCUGGACUGGACUGCGAGCCCCGGCAGCUGAAGCCUGAAUGCUGCUUUAGUUCCUUCCGGAGACUGGAUGCGAAGGCUGCUACUGAAAAAUUCCAGCAGGAUCUGGGUUUCCGAAUGCUGAACUGUGGAAGGACAGAUCUGAUCAACCAAGCUAUCGAUUCACUGGGACCUGACGGGGUUAACACCAUGGAUGAUCAGGGUAUGACCCCACUAAUGUAUGCCUGUGCUGCUGGAGACGAAGCCAUGGUCCAAAUGCUUAUAGAUGCUGGAGCAAAUUUAGAUAUACCGGUUCCCAGUACCUCUCCCCGAUACCCUUCAGUCCAUCCCGACAGCCGGCACUGGACUGCUCUCACCUUUGCUGUGUUACACGGGCACAUCUCUGUUGUUCAGCUGCUCUUGGAUGCUGGUGCCCAUGUGGAGGGCUCUGCUGUUAACAGUGGUGAAGACAACUAUGCUGAGACACCGCUGCAGCUGGCUUCAGCCGCAGGGAACUACGAGCUGGUCAGCCUGUUGCUCAGCAGGGGUGCUGACCCACUCCUGAGCAUGCUGGAACUCAAUGGUAUGUCUUCAUCGCUUCACGAAGAUAUGAAUUGCUUCAGUCACUCGGCUGCACACGGGCACAGGAAUGUUCUGCGCAAGCUCCUGACGCAGCCCCAGCAAGUGAAGGGCGAUGUCCUCUCGCUGGAGGAGAUCUUGGCUGAGGGAGUGGAGAGCGACACCUCCAGCCAAGGCAGCUCCAGUGAGGGGCAAGUCAGGCUGUGUAAAACACGAAUGAAGGCACUGCAGGAGGCCAUGUAUUACAGUGCUGAGCACGGCUACGUAGACAUCACCAUGGAGCUCAGGGCACUUGGGGUCCCAUGGAAGCUCCACGUGUGGAUCGAGUCACUGCGGACAACCUUCUACCAGUCUCGGUACUCAGUCGUGCAGACCCUCCUGCGGGAAUUUGUCACCAUUAAAGAGGAGGACUAUAAUGAAGAACUGGUUAAUGAAGGGUUGCAGCUCAUGUUUGAUAUCCUCAAAACCAGCAAAAAUGAUUCCAUCAAUCAGCAGCUUGCAUCCAUCUUCACCCACUGCUACGGCAGCAGCCCGAUACCCAGCAUUCCUGAAAUCCGAAAGACACUGCCAGCUCGCCUGGAUCCUCACUUUCUAAACAAUAAAGAAAUGUCUGAUGUAACUUUCUUAGUAGAAGGAAAACUGUUUUAUGCACACAAAGUCCUGCUGGUUACUGCAUCUAACAGGUUUAAGACGCUGAUGACCAAUAAAACAGAACAUGACAGCCACGGCAGCAAGACUGUUGAAAUCAGUGACAUGAAAUACAAUAUUUUCAAGAUGCUGAUGCAGUAUUUGUACUACGGAGGAACAGAAUCUAUGGAAAUCCCCACCACUGACAUCUUAGAGCUGCUGUCAGCUGCCAGCCUGUUUCAACUGGACGGUCUCCAGAGACACUGUGAAAUCCUCUGUGCCCAGACGAUCAGCAUGGAGAACUCUGUUAACAUCUAUAAAUAUGCAAAGAUUCACAAUGCACCUGAACUCGCCUCUUUUUGUGAGGGCUUCUUCCUCAAACACAUGAGCUCUCUUCUAGAGCAGGACUCAUUCAAGCAGCUGAUCUACAGCAGGAACAGCAAAGUGCAAGGCCUGGAUCCUCUGCGGGACUUGCAGACAGCCCUGGCCCUCCGCCUGCACUCUGUGUACGUCACCUCCAGGGUGUGA
This is a messenger RNA of Mesitornis unicolor (brown roatelo), 2214 nucleotides long. It is a transcript of the gene ABTB2, whose product is annotated as ankyrin repeat and BTB (POZ) domain containing 2. Lineage: Eukaryota; Metazoa; Chordata; Aves; Mesitornithiformes; Mesitornithidae. The record is from RefSeq and is a predicted model, not a curated record. The transcript has 16 exons. Gene Ontology annotation, molecular function: protein binding. The annotation marks the transcript as partial.